Molecule: messenger RNA, 1806 nt
Organism: Aspergillus wentii DTO 134E9
Lineage: Eukaryota; Fungi; Ascomycota; Eurotiomycetes; Eurotiales; Aspergillaceae
Product: Zn(II)2Cys6 transcription factor
Exons: 2
Coding region: 1-1806 (601 amino acids)
Biological process (GO): aromatic amino acid catabolic process; positive regulation of transcription by RNA polymerase II
Cellular component (GO): nucleus
Molecular function (GO): zinc ion binding; DNA-binding transcription factor activity, RNA polymerase II-specific
Source: RefSeq, a predicted model, not a curated record
AUGAAUCGUCCACCUCGCGGCAGAACAACGGAGGAAUACCAAUUCCGCCGCACUUAUCAAGCCUGCAUUCCCUGUCGCCAGAGAAAAGCCAAAUGCGAAGUGACAGACGAGAAUCAGCCGUGCAAAAGAUGCCAGGCAAAACAGCUGCACUGCCGCUAUCCCACCAAGCGGCCAUGGCAACGCAACCCAUCAACCACAACAUCAGACACAAACGUGCUGAGGAUCUGGAAUGCCUGCCGCUUCGUCCGGAUGGGCUGGUUCACUGCCUCUGAGGCUCUCCUCCUCAUCGACCGCUUCUUCACGCACAUGUGUCCUCAAUCCCCCAUUCUGACUUCUUUCUACGCCAAUCCCGCCCAUCACUACUGGCUGAUCACGCAGGAGCCCAUGCUGUGCUGCGUUAUCCUGCUCAUUUCCUCGCGAUAUCACCAUCUCCCCGGCUCGGCGGGCUCGUCACGCAGCUACUUCAUCCACCACCGUCUCUGGCAACAUUGCCAGCACCUCAUCCUCCGCAUCACACUGGGGCAAGAGAAACUAUCCAAAGCCAAAACCCGGCAUCUGGGUAGCAUUGAAGCCCUCCUCCUCCUCUCAGAAUGGUAUCCCCGGUCGCUGCAUUUCCCGCCCGAAAGUGACGGCUGGGAUGCGGAUUUGAUGCUGACGAAUCCCGAUGAUCGCGAUCCCCCGCUCGAUGAAGAUGACGUUCCCAUGUCUGAUCGGUGGAGGGCGGAUGUUGUUGAGCCGUCAAGACGAUCGGAUCGGAUGUCAUGGAUGUUGCUUAGUUCUGCGCUGGCGCUGGCGCAUGAACGGGGCGUUUUUUAUGGGAAGCCAUCGCGGGCAAGAGAUGUGACUGGGCCCGAUGCAGAGAUGUAUCUUGCGCAUUUGGAGGUGAGGAGACAGCGUCUGCCGGGACUGUUGUUUGUGUUUGUUAAUGGGCUUGCGGCGAGGAUUGGCUGUACGUCACUUAUGCCGGAGUUUGGGGGCAUAUCGACUUGUAUUCCAGAUGCUGGAUGGACUGCGCUGAUGCAUACUUGGGUGGAAUUGACGAAGCUCACCAAGGAGAUCACGGACUCUGUGAUGGCAAAUGGCAUGGUAGAUGUGGCCAUGUUGGAUGGAUGGAGAGAGAAACUGCGCCUGUUGAAAGAGAGUCACAAUGACUCCCUCCUUCACAUCGAACACCAAUACCUCCGCGUCUUCACCAACUCCCUCGGCAUCCAAAUCAUCGUCGAACAAGUCCUCUCCCACCCUCAAUCCCAACCCAUCGACGCAUCCUUCAUCGCGCGAGCACGCCAGCUCAACCUCACCCCCGCGCAAUACGAAUACAUCGAAGAAGUCAUCGACGGAGCGGGCGCCAUCCUCACUCACAUCGUGCAAGAAACCCAACCCCUCCAGUAUCUCCCAAUCCGAGUCUUCCACCGCGUCAUCAGCUCCUCGAUCUGUCUCCUCAAAGCCCUAGCACUGGGCGUAAAAACCGCCAAACUGGAACAAUCGCUACAGUUGCUCGAUCGGGCGAUUGCUGCAUUCCAAGCGCGUCCUCUUGAUGAUAUUCAUCUUAUUUCGCGGUAUGCUACGCUGCUUGAAACGCACGUGGAGCAGCUUCGGCAGACAUUCGCUAGAGUGAAUGUACCCACCACGGAUCAUCAGAAUGAAUCUAUUAACGAGGGAAUGUGGGAUGUCCCAUCAGACUGGAGUGAUUGGCUAUCGCUACCGUUUGACCCCCUGAUGGCGCCGUUUGGAGAGUGGGAUGGCCAGGAGUUGGAUCUGGAUGCGGCGUUUUGGGAUUUGGAUUUUAUAUGGAAUUUGCCUCCUUGA